AUGCCCUUGCUGGACGAAGGGUUUGGUCGGCGGUUUGUGCGCGUUUGGUUUCUCCCGCCGUGUUUGCCGGUGCCAUCCGCCUUUGGAAGAGCCACGCUCUGCUCCGUUUUUGGGAACCCAAUCCCCCGAGGUCCUGUCCAGCAGCCCCUGGAGGAUCGGAUCUUCACUCCCACCGUCUCCGCUGUCUACAGCACCGUAACACAAGUAGCAAGACAACCGGGUCCUCCUGCCCCAUCCCCUUACACUGCACAUGAAAUAAAUAAGGGACACCCAAAUCUUGCUGCAACGCCACCGGGACAUGCGUCGUCCCCUGGGCUUUCACAGGCUCCUUACCCCUCAGGACAGAAUGCAGCUCCAACCACGCUGGUGUACCCUCAAGCCCCUCAAACAAUGAACACCCAGCCUCAGACCCGCUCGCCGUUCUUUCAGAGGCCUCAGAUCCAGCCUCCGAGAGCCACCAUCCAGAACAGCAGCCCUUCCAUCCGUCCCGGUGCUCAAACGCCGACCGCGGUCUAUCAAACCAACCAACACAUCAUGAUGGUUAACCACCUGCCGAUGCCCUACCCCAUGCCUCAGGGCCCCCAGUACUGUAUACCGCAGUAUCGUCACAGUGGCCCCCCGUAUGUCGGGCCCCCGCAGCAGUAUCCGGUUCAGCCUCCAGGACCAGGGCCCUUUUAUCCAGGACCAGGUCCUGGAGAAUUCCCCAAUGCCUACGGAACACCUUUCUACCCAAGUCAGCCAGUCUAUCAGUCAGCACCCAUCAUAGUGCCUACACAGCAGCAGCAGCCUCCACCAGCUAAAAGAGAGAAAAAAACGAUCCGAAUCCGGGAUCCAAACCAGGGAGGCAAAGAUAUAACAGAAGAAAUAAUGUCUGGAGGGGGCAGCAGGAACCCAACGCCUCCCAUCGUGAGACCCACUUCCACACCUACACCACCUCAGCUGCCCAGCCAGGUCCCCGAACACAGCCCUGUGGUUUAUGGGACUGUGGAGAGUGCCCAGCUCGCCGCCAGCAGCCCCGUCGCUGCGCCCAGCGCCCCGAAGCAAGAAGAGAAGCCAAAACCAGAUCCAGUAUUAAAACCUCCCUCUCCAGUCCUCAGACCAGAACCGACUGGGGAGAAGAAAGAUCAAGCUGGCCAGACGACCGAGGCCACCUCUGUGGAAACCCCAGCAGAGCUUCCUCUUGCUCCAUCUCCGACCCCAGCUGCCCCCGUCGCAGUUGUUUCUGCUGCUGCUGCUGUUGUCACCGUUCCCAGUAAACCCCCAUUCACAGCUGACUCAGAGGAGAAAUGUGAACUUGCUUCCCCAAAAGAGGAGGCAAUGCCUAUAUCUAAUGCCGCGCCCUGCACGGACACAUCGGACCCUUCGCCAGCGGAAGAGGCUGAUGCCGAGGCGUGCAAGGAGCCUAGUAGUGUAGCAUCUAGUGAUAUUCCAGUGACUGCUAGUACUAAUCUAAUUAAUGAAAUGAACGGAGUUAGUGAAAAAGUGACUGCUGCAGAGAGCGUAGUAGAUGUAGCCCAGCCGGAUGUCGCGCCAUUGACUGUUGAGUUGGAGACCCCAGAAGCACCUCCAGCAGAAGUGGAAAGCGUGCCAUCUUCCAGUGCUCUUCACGCUGCUCCCUCUCCUCCUCCAACCCCACCUCCCACCCCUCCGCCUCCUUCUCCUCCGGUUUCUGUUGCUGCUGCUGCCAUUACCACUACAGCUCCUUCUCCACCUCCUCUUCCAUCUCCUAGUGCCCUCCCUGUUGUCCAGGGAGAUUUAGAAGGAGAGGAGAGCACAAGAACUACUCUUAGCGAAGAGGUAAAAGAUCCUGAAAAGAAGGAAGAGGCAGAAGCAGACGGGCAACUGGAGGAGAGCCCGGAGACUCAGAGUUUAAACUCGAGCAAGAGCCCUGUCCCAG
This is a messenger RNA of Mesitornis unicolor (brown roatelo), 1897 nucleotides long. Its product is annotated as eukaryotic translation initiation factor 4 gamma 3-like. Lineage: Eukaryota; Metazoa; Chordata; Aves; Mesitornithiformes; Mesitornithidae. The annotation marks the transcript as partial. The transcript has 10 exons. The record is from RefSeq and is a predicted model, not a curated record.